AUGUCGGAAUCAAGAAGACAGGAGAAAGACCACACGAAAGAUGUUGACGAGCUCAUCCCUCAGGCGAAAUCUCUUGCGCAGGCAGGCAAGCUGCAAGAUGCUCUUGACAAACUCCUUGUCUUGGAAAAACAAACUCGUAAUUCCUCAGACACCCCAUCGACAACCCGAGUUGCAAAGGAGAUAUGUCUGCUAUGCUAUGAAGCCCGCAACUAUGCUCUGUUAAAUUCCAGCAUCAGCACACUCAGCAAGAAGCAUGGACAACUCAAGGGGACCAUACAGGGGAUGGUAGAGCAAGCUAUGACUUGGCUCGACGAUAUCCGGCAGCGUGAAGGAGACGAGAAGUGGCUGGAGCUGAUCAAGACUCUGCGGGAUGUAACUGAGGGAAAAAUCUUUUUGGAAACACCUCGAGCGCGCGUAACCCUUCAGCUUGCUCACUACCAUGAAGCACUCGCGGCCUCCUCCAAGCCGGGGUCGCCGUCCACAAAAGAGUCCCUUGAGACUGCCUCUGAGUUACUUUCUGAUCUUCAAGUAGAGACAUACUCGUCGAUGGAGCGGCGAGAGAAGACCGAGUUUCUCCUGGAGCAAAUGCGGUUACUCAUCGCCUUUGCUCGCAUCAAGGAUGCAGAAAUCGGCCAGGAGGGCAAGAAGGACACGAUUGGUGGUGGCGAGUCUGAGUGGGUCAAAGUGCGCGUGGGGAGUAGGAAAGUCAGCGAGUCGUUCCUAAACGACAAGGCGAACGAGGACCUCAAGCUCAAGUUCUAUGAGAUGAUGAUCCAAUACGCCUUGAAGCAGAGCGCAUACCUCGACGCUGCCAAGUACUAUCAUAAGGUCUGGGAGACACCCAGCAUCAAGGAGGAAGAGCUGGGGCGAGGUCGCGAAGCCUUUGCGCAUGUGGUCUACUACUUGAUACUGGCGCCUCAUGACAAUGAACAGUCGGACAUGUUGCACCGUAUAUAUAACGACCCGACCCUUCAAAGGCUGGAAGAACUUGAGCCCGUCAUGAAGUCAUUCAUCACGCAGGAAAUCAUGCGAUGGUCCGGAGUAGGAGAGAUGUAUGGCCCCUUCUUGCGAGGCCACACUGUCUUCCGGGAUGACAAGCUCUGGGAGGAUCUCCACAAGCGGGUAAUAGAACAUAAUAUCCGUAUCAUCGCGCUCUACUAUACCCGAAUAACAUUUUCAAGACUAGCGGCACUCCUCGAAUUGCCUCAACGGGAAGCAGAGGAAACUCUUUGCAGAUUGGUUGUUUCUGGCACUGUCUGGGCCAAAGUCGACCGACCAGCAGGCAUCAUCAACUUCCGCAAAGCCAAGAGCGCUGAGGACGUCAUGAAUGACUGGAGCUCAGAUAUGCAGAAGCUGCUUGGGCUGGUGGAGAAGACAUGGAUGGGUGUCAAUGCUGCACAGGCCGCACAAUCAAGAGUGAAAGCAUAA
Messenger RNA from Postia placenta MAD-698-R-SB12, 1428 nucleotides. RefSeq lists its product as hypothetical. The transcript has 8 exons. Gene Ontology annotation, cellular component: proteasome regulatory particle, lid subcomplex; cytoplasm; nuclear proteasome complex. The record is from RefSeq and is a predicted model, not a curated record. NCBI's taxonomy places the organism in Eukaryota, Fungi, Basidiomycota, Agaricomycetes, Polyporales, Adustoporiaceae. Bases 1 to 1428 code for a protein of 475 amino acids.